UCCCUCUCCAUCCAUUUUUACUGUGUGUGAGUUUUCGGGGGCGGGGGGCUGUGCCAUCUGCAAGCCCCAGCGCCUGGAUUUGUGAUAUGCACACACAACUUUAGUUUGAUAACAAACCAGGGCACCGCCUCGAUUCUUUUGAGUUUUUAGGAUUCAAUCUGAGAACCUACGGUUCUCCACGGAUGUUUCUCUCUCUCUCCUGGAAUCUAAACGUCUUGUUCGUCUCCGCUCUGUCCGAAAAGCUCCGGGACAUGUCGAGAGGCGUCUCUUGUUCCACCCGAAGCCUCCCCGAGUUGUGAUCCCGCUGACGCGCAAUGACAUGAAGCAGGAACACUCUGGUGGACGUCUCUGAAGUUGCCGAGAGGCGGACAACUUCACUGCAUUUUUCCGCUGACCUAGUCUCUAACCUUGCCUGAGGUGACACAGCAGGUUGGCCUGCUGUCAGACCUUUCAGACUUUUUCCACCUGUGAAAAAAGAAAACCCACCGACGCCGCCAUGCAGACCUCAUCGCUCCGCCGGCAGAUGAAAAACAUGGUCAACAACUACACGGAGGCUGAGAUCAAGGUCCGAGAGGCCACCUCCAACGACCACUGGGGAGCUCCCAGCUCGCUCAUGUCUGAAAUUGCAGACCUGACCUUCAAUGUGGUGGCCUUCACUGAGGUCAUGGGUAUGAUCUGGAGGCGGCUUAAUGACCAUGGUAAAAACUGGCGCCACGUUUAUAAGGCACUGACCCUGCUGGACUACCUGAUUAAAACAGGCUCGGAGCGAGUGGCCACGGAGUGCCGUGAGAACAUAUACACCAUCCACACUCUGAGAGACUUCCAGUACAUUGACCGGGACGGACGCGACCAGGGCAUCAACGUCCGGGAGAAGGCCAAGCAACUGGUGGCUCUACUGAGGGAUGAGGAGAAGCUGAAGAAGGAAAGGAGCCAGGCGCUGAAGACCAAGACGCGCAUAGCAGGGGUCACCAGUAGUUUAGGUUCUGGAUCCUUGCCGCCUCCAUACCCAGGACACCGCAGUAGCCAGGGUGGCUCAUCGGCGGUCUACGGGGAUGAUUUCCAGAGGUGCAGGGGCUCACCAUCGUCCUUUAACUCUUCAUCUUCCUCUCCUCAACUUGCUCCAGACAUGGAGCAAGCUCGGCCCGUGACCAGUGGGGAAGAGGAGCUGCAGCUGCAGCUGGCCCUGGCUAUGAGCCGAGAAGAAAGUGAAAAGCCCACUCCCCCUGUGGACAUAGAUGAACACACCCAGCUCCAGCUCGCUAUGAGUCUCAGCAAGGAGGACUCAAAGAAGCCUGUCCAACGUGCACCUCCCACCGUGGAUAUGGAUGAGGAUGCCCAGCUGGAAUUGGCCCUGAGCCUAAGCAAGGAGGAGCACCAGCAGGAACAACUCAGUCGCCAAGGAGAUGAGUCAAUGCUCCAGAAAGCUUUGGAGGAGAGCAAACGCCAGAUGGAGACUAAAGGCGGGACCGCCUUCAUGGACCUGGUAGAUGUUUUCGCGGUGCCCUCAGAUCCGCCUUCUACUGACCAUCGCCGGAACAAUGCUGCACAGCCGGCAGCAGCCCGACCGGGGGGCACAGAUCCCUGGGACUCGCUGGAAGGCAUGCCUAACACUUUGAGAGGAGGUUCUCCGUGGAUGGCACCACCCUCCAGCAGCCCUCCCCCACCAUGGGAGCCCCCGACUGACCCCUGGGAUGGCCCUCCAAACGUCUCCGACCUCACCGCGGCAGGCCGUGCAUGGGCCUCCCCUUCAAACACAGCCUCCUCGAGAGUUGAUCCAUUUUCGGCCACAUCAGAUGGAAUGGCACUUGAUGGAGCCUUUCUCCGAACUGGAAGCCCCUCAGAUGGAGAUCUAUUUGAUGAGGCCAUGGAUGGGGGUCAGUUGAAUGUCAACGGCCGAGGGGAGAGCAGUCCUGAGCUCUUCGACCUGUCACGUCUUGGGGAAAGCCUGGCUGCCUCCAGCCCUCGCACAUGCCGGACACCUGAGUCCUUCCUGGACCCCACAGCAGCAUCCUUGGUGAACCUGGAUAGCUUGAUCCCAUCAAAUCCCCAAGCCAAGAACCCCUUUUUAUCAGGCCUGAGUGCACCUUCAGUGAGCAAUCCAUUCCAAACCGAGCAGCCCAAAGUAACUCUGAAUCAAAUGGGCUCCACCUCUUUGGCUCCUCACAGUUCUCUUCCAUACAGUGCCUCCUUGCCUCUUCCCAUGAGCCACCAGCCUGCCAGCCUCCCUUCGUCGCUCACUCACCCCACGCAGCCCGGCCUUGACCUGCCAGGGAACCUCCCUGAGCCCCUGCUGCCCUUCUCUUCCGCCAGCGCUCAGGGAUCACAGGCUUCACAGAGCAGUCAGAACCCUUUCUUAUGAGGACCAACUAAACUGGAGAUAAAUCUUUUAGGAAAAAGGGGAUUGCCGAUUAGGUUCCGCUCUCGAAAUAUCACUCUAACCGCAAACCAAACUGUAGCCCGGAGGACUUUUAUAAAAAACCCUAUUCUUAGUAGUUUUUAUAUCCUGGUAUAAUACAGUCACCCUUCGAUUUAUGCUAGCUGGUUGUGCCCUUCACUAAAACAGCCCAUCCUGUCUGAUCACAAAUGCUGUAAAAGGGUAUAAUUAAGAUUACAACUGUGUAACAGGAAACCUACACAAAAGCACAGUUUGAUAUAAUUAUUUUGUCAAUUCUGUCAAAUCUUUAACAGCUUAUGAUUGGCUUCAGCUGCCGCUGCUGCUGUCAUGUUCUCUGGCUCCUAUGAAAAACCGAUUUUCUAAUAACAUGAAGACAACAUUUUAAAAGAUAUGUCCAGCCCUUGAAAUGUUACUGCAUUAUUAACAGCAGAACCAUUAUCAACAGUAACAGCAUCAUUGACUUUAUGCGACUUCUGUCAGACCAGAGUUGAUGGAAAAAGAUCAAAGUGUAUUUAAUUCUACUUUGGUGAAAUUAAUUGUUGGGAUUAAGUGAAUGAAAUUAAUAAUUUAGGAGGACUGUAAAUAUUUCAGACUUAACUAUAAGCGAGGCAACAUUAGAAGAUGUAUGAAUCAUUCAUUGCUUGUGAACUCAAAUAAUAAGGGUAUUAUAACAACACUGCUUAAUUCUUUAGUUGGUUUUAUUGCUUUGCAUUUUCUCAUUUGGCUUGAUAUCAAUACAUUUUGUAUGAAAUCCUCACCACACAGGCACACACCCAGUACCAGUUUCAAUAUUAGCUAUGCUCCUUUUGCCCCCUGCUGGUAAUAACUCAUUACUACUCUGCUGCAUUCCUUGACAGUAAUUAAUCUUUUAACAUUUGUUCUUCACACUUUCCAGGUUGUUAAAUCUGAAAUACAAGAGGUUACUUUAUUUCAGACAGAGAUCAAUCCGUACUUUGCAUUGCAUGAACUUUCCUCUGAUGUUAUAAUGUGACGCCUAUGUGAAGUCCUAUGACCUCACUGAUGUCAGUCAUGAACUUUAAUGUUUAUCUGCCAUUCAAUUAGUAGCAGUGACCUGUGUAAAUAGCAGCAGGUCAGAUCUACACUAGUGUUCAUUGAAGAAAAUGUUACGAUGACCCUGAUGAAGGCGGUCCAACAAUAAAGUUGUUCUGAAUAAUGAAA
This is a messenger RNA of Paralichthys olivaceus (Japanese flounder), 3574 nucleotides long. RefSeq names its product epsin 3a (gene epn3a). Gene Ontology annotation, biological process: endocytosis. Gene Ontology annotation, cellular component: endosome; plasma membrane; clathrin vesicle coat. Lineage: Eukaryota; Metazoa; Chordata; Actinopteri; Pleuronectiformes; Paralichthyidae. The record is from RefSeq and is a predicted model, not a curated record. Gene Ontology annotation, molecular function: clathrin binding; phospholipid binding.